This is a messenger RNA of Phlebotomus argentipes, 1216 nucleotides long. It is a transcript of the gene Ppt2, whose product is annotated as lysosomal thioesterase PPT2 homolog. Gene Ontology annotation, cellular component: lysosome. Lineage: Eukaryota; Metazoa; Arthropoda; Insecta; Diptera; Psychodidae. Bases 65 to 925 code for a protein of 286 amino acids. The record is from RefSeq and is a predicted model, not a curated record. Gene Ontology annotation, molecular function: thiolester hydrolase activity. The transcript has 4 exons.
UCAAACGUCAGUGGUGCUGUCGAAAUCUGAAACUAGCAAGUUACACUUUCUCUCAACAAUUGUGAUGAAUCGCUCUCAAAUCCUAAUUUUAGUUCUAUCUAUCCUCGUCACCAGGUCACAUUGCUACAAACCAGUGUUCCUGCUCCAUGGAAUCCUCACGGGCGCCGAGAGCAUGCUCAUCAUGGAAGAGGAAAUCAAAAGGCACCACCCGGGAACAAAGGUUUACAUGACUGAUAGGUUUGCUGGUUGGUCUAGUUUAGAGAACUCCUGGCAUCAAGUCAAAGAGAUCGGGACUGAUAUAAUGGAGAUUUGCGAGAAACAUCCUGAGGGAAUCCACUUGGUUGGAUACUCACAAGGAGGAUUGCUGGCCAGAGCAAUUCUGCAAACCUACACCAAUCAUUCUGUUAAGAAUUUUAUCUCACUGAGCUCACCUCAGGCUGGGCAAUACGGAACUGAAUUUCUUCACCUGAUCUUCCCGAACCUCACUGUGAAAGCGGCCUUUGAACUCUUCUACUCCUUUAUUGGACAACACACUUCCGUUGGGAACUAUUGGAAUGAUCCUCAUCAUCAGGAUCUGUUCUACAAAUACAGCAACUUCUUGCCAUACGUAAAUAAUGCCAUUCUGUCGACAAACUCUUCCCAAUUCCGCGAGGGAUUACUGAAACUGGACAAAAUGAUCCUUGUUGGAGGACCAGACGACGGAGUUAUUACUCCUUGGCAGUCGAGUCAUUUUGCCUAUCUUGAUGAGAAUGACGAGGUUGUUCCUCUUCAUCGGAGGGACAUUUAUACAAAGGACACCAUUGGAUUGAAAACUUUGGAAACAGAAGGGAAACUCAAGAUCGUCUCCUUUCCUAAUGUGAAACACCAUCAGUGGCACUUGGACGUUAAGGUGAUAAAAGAAGCAGUUUUACCCUUCCUCGAUUGAUUUUCUGGCUGUGUGCAUAUAGAGAUAUUUUGAAGAUAAAUGGGUUCUAAAGAGUCUAGGAUUUUCCUAAAAAGCAUUAUCGAAUCCACAAACCCAAGAUUUGUUGUAUCUUCUGUGUCCAUGCUAAAUUUAGUACACAACACUCCCUUGAAUAUGUUUCUAAACGCAUCAAGCUCACAUCAAAUAUGUAAUUCGCAGCAAAGGACAAUCCAUCACUUUGUGAAAUGCUUGAAGGACUUCCAAAGGGCAAAAAACGCAAAAAGCAUUUCUCUUGCCAGAAAUGAACAUUCA